AUGGGCAACAUGGCGAGACAACUCCAGAACCACCCCGACUACUCGGAUGACGAGUACGGAGCCGAGGACGCAUUCUUCACUUACCGUCCCCUCUCCAACCUUCCUACCCCGCCACCUUCUUCCAGAAACUCUUCCGCCCACCAGAGUCCGAAAAUGACCUUGGAAGACGGAGAGGUCCUACACGAGAGGUUUCUCGGCCCCGCCAUCCACCUCGUCAACCUCAUUCCCACGUCAGCUUCCCUCACAACCCCCUCGGUACCCCUCGUGCAGGCCAUGCUUGGCCGGACCGGCUUGCCGCUCGAGACCAUUGCCUUGGCCGCGUGCAUCCUCGACUCUCUCAACUCCAAAUUUGCCCUGAGCUGGCGUCUUCAGUGCCCCCUGCUUGUCGAGAAUGCCCUUCCCGCCAACAAACGUCACACCCUCGGCCACAGUCCUCUCCUCGACCGCCGCCGCCAGCAGCAGAUGCACAUCGACUCGGUCCAACCCGAGCUCAUCAUUCUCGCCGCCCUCGUCAUUGCUGCCAAGUUCACCGACGACUGCCACGAAUCGACCCAAUCCUACUGCGCCAACUGGGGCAAGGACAUCUGGUCGUGCAAACAGGUCAACGUAACGGAGCGCUGCAUCUGCGAGAACCUCAACUACCGCAUCAAGCCCCUGGUCGACGACGAGGAACUGAUCGCCGACACCAUGGUUGAUAUGCAGCUGGCCGCCCGCCAUUAUAACUCGUCCCGGCCCGUCCAGCCCCACGAGGCGGGACACAGCAAGAGCAAGAGCAUGACCUUCGGCACCGCCGUCGUCGGCCUGGGCCUCCAGCUCACGCCCCUCGACACGCCCAAGUCCGAGGCUGGCUCGUUUGGCGACGAGGUGCGCGCCGCCCUCGAGAACGCGCCCUUUGACGGCGACUACACGCCCCCGACCUUUGCUGCCAACGACAUGGUCCUGCCUCCCGCUGGCGAGGAGCUUAACGUUAAGUGA
Colletotrichum graminicola M1.001 is the source of this 975-nucleotide messenger RNA. RefSeq lists its product as uncharacterized. Bases 1 to 975 code for a protein of 324 amino acids. NCBI's taxonomy places the organism in Eukaryota, Fungi, Ascomycota, Sordariomycetes, Glomerellales, Glomerellaceae. The record is from RefSeq and is a predicted model, not a curated record. The transcript is spliced from 2 exons.